UCCCCUCCUCUCGUCAUUGUCCGUAAUAGACGACGCGGCGGUAGCAAGCAGCAACGUGCAGCGGCGGCGGCAGCAAGUAGCUCGUUCUCUUUAUAAACCCCGCUGUAUUGCCCGGAUGUGAAUGGAUUACAAUGUAUCUUUCAGGGAAACAUAUUAUUACCAAUGUCUCCAUGGGGGAGUCAAUGAUGAUGAUGAGGAGCGAUCUGUAAACUUGGGACAAGUUUAAGACUUUAAAAAAAAAAAUAACCGAGGAAGGACAGAGGGAACACAUCCCACGACCACCACCAAGAUUUGUAUUAGUUUGUGAAUAACCAUGUGUUUAUAAACACAAAAGAGGGAAAAGUUACUUGGAUUUUUUUGGCUGGCUUUUAUUUUUGUUCUGUUUGGGUGGGAAGAUUUUGUGACACUUGUUUCGUGGUGGUGAAUCCAAAAAACAAAAACAAAGCCAGGUGUAGAGUUCGUUUAAAUCGCUGAAUAACCCUGGACCAGGACUGAGAACCAGUUAAAGUACUUUUUUUUGCUUUGUUUUUGUUUUUGUUUUGGGUGGGGGGCUCAAACCUAUGUGAGCUAAUAAAGCACUUUCGCAGAAGAUUUCUCUCUUUAAAAUAGAUAUAUAUUUCCUUGGACUAUUGUGAACAUAUCUGUGGCCAUUAAGGUUUGUGUGAUUUUGCUAAAAUGCAUCACCAACAGCGAAUGGCUGCCUUAGGGACGGACAAAGAACUGAGUGAUUUACUGGAUUUCAGUGCGAUGUUUUCACCUCCUGUGAGCAGUGGGAAAAAUGGACCAACUUCUUUGGCAAGUGGACAUUUUACUGGCUCAAAUGUAGAAGACAGAACUAGCUCAGGGUCCUGGGGGAAUGGAGGACAUCCUAGUCCAUCCAGGAACUAUGGAGAUGGGACUCACUAUGAUCACAUGGCAAGCAGGGACCUUGGGUCACAUGACAAUCUCUCUCCUCCUUUUGUCAAUUCCAGAAUACAAAGUAAAACUGAAAGGGGGUCAUAUUCAUCAUAUGGAAGAGACUCAAAUUUACAGGGUUGCCACCAGCAAAGUCUCCUUGGAGGUGACAUGGAUAUUGGCAACCCAGGAGCUCUCUCACCCACCAAACCUGGCUCUCAGUACUAUCAGUAUGCUAGCAAUAACCCCCGAAGGAGGCCUCUUCACAGUACUUCUAUGGAAGUACAGACAAAGAAAGUUCGAAAAGUUCCUCCAGGUUUACCAUCAUCAGUUUAUGCCCCGUCAGCAAGCACUGCUGACUACAAUAGGGAUUCACCAGGUUAUCCAUCCUCAAAACCAGCAGCCAGCACUUUUCCUAGCUCCUUCUUCAUGCAAGAUGGUCAUCACAGCAGUGACCCAUGGAGCUCCUCCAGUGGGAUGAAUCAGCCUGGUUAUGGAGGAAUGUUGGGCAAUUCUUCUCAUAUUCCACAGUCUAGCAGCUACUGCAGCCUGCAUCCACAUGACCGUUUGAGCUACCCAUCACACUCCUCAGCAGACAUCAAUUCCAGUCUUCCUCCGAUGUCCACUUUCCACCGUAGUGGUACAAAUCAUUACAAUGCUUCUUCCUGCACGCCACCUGCUAAUGGAACAGACAGUAUAAUGGCAAACAGAGGAAGUGGGGCAGCAGGCAGCUCACAGACUGGUGAUGCACUGGGGAAAGCACUUGCCUCUAUCUAUUCUCCAGAUCACACCAACAACAGCUUUUCAUCAAAUCCUUCAACUCCUGUUGGUUCUCCCCCUUCUCUCUCAGCAGGCACAGCUGUUUGGUCUAGAAAUGGAGGGCAAGCAUCAUCAUCUCCCAAUUAUGAAGGUCCCUUACACUCUUUGCAAAGCCGGAUUGAAGACCGUUUGGAAAGACUGGACGAUGCUAUUCAUGUUCUCCGGAACCACGCAGUGGGGCCUUCAACAGCCAUGCCUGGUAGUCAUAGCGACAUGCAUGGAUUAAUAGGGCCUUCUCACAAUGGAGCAAUGGGAGGUCUUGGGUCAGGAUAUGGGACAGGCCUUCUUUCAGCCAAUAGACAUUCACUAAUGGUUGGAGCUCAUCGUGAAGAUGGCGUCGGUCUGCGUGGCAGCCAUUCGCUUGUGCCAAAUCAGGUUCCAGUUCCACAGCUACCAGUUCAGUCUGCUACUUCCCCUGAUUUAAAUCCACCCCAAGAUCCAUACAGGGGUAUGCCAACUGGACUGCAAGGGCAAAGUGUAUCUUCAGGCAGCUCUGAAAUCAAAUCUGACGACGAAGGAGACGAAAACCUUCAGGACACAAAAUCUUCUGAGGACAAGAAACUAGACGAUGACAAGAAGGAUAUCAAAUCAAUUACUAGGUCAAGAUCUAGCAAUAACGAUGAUGAAGACCUUACACCAGAGCAGAAGGCAGAGCGAGAGAAGGAAAGGAGAAUGGCCAACAAUGCUCGUGAGCGCUUACGCGUACGUGACAUCAAUGAGGCUUUCAAGGAAUUGGGCCGGAUGGUACAACUCCAUCUGAAGAGUGACAAGCCCCAAACCAAACUCCUGAUUCUACACCAGGCAGUGGCUGUCAUCCUCAGCUUAGAACAGCAAGUCAGAGAAAGGAAUCUGAACCCUAAAGCAGCAUGUCUGAAAAGAAGGGAAGAAGAGAAAGUGUCUUCAGAUCCCCCUCCACUUUCCUUGGCAGGACCCCAUCCUGGGAUGGGAGACGCAUCCAAUCAUAUGGGACAGAUGUAAAAAGGUCCAAGUUGCCACAUUUCUUCAUUUAAACAAGAGACCACUUCCUUAACAGCUGUAUUAUCUUAAUCCCACAUAAACACUUCUCCUUAACCCCUUUUUUGUAAUAUAAGACAAGUCUGAGUAGUUAAGAAUCACAGACGCAAGAGAUAUCAGCAUUCCCGAUUAUUAAACAAAAGCAAAAAGUGCAACUUGAGGGACGACUCUCUUUAACAUAUCAUUCAGAAUGUUUAAAGCAGUAUGUUACGAGCUGUAAAUGCACAGCCUAGAGACUGAAUGGCAAUCUUCUCCACACUGUGGGACAAUGCAUUUGUGCCUAAACUUCUUUUGGAAAAAAAAUAUAAUUAAUUUGUAAGUCUGAAAAAAAAAUAUUUAAUUUAAAAUUGUAAACUUGCAAUAAUGAAAAAGUGUACUUCUGAAGAAAAAAAUGAACGUUUCUGUUGGUGUGCUAGACAGCUAGUGUUUAUACUUACUGGAUAGUAAAAGGGAAGCUUUGCUGCCCAGAUAUUUACAAAACCAGCAAACGUCCUAAUGAAAACUGAAGUGAUGACAUUAGCCAUUCCUUAGGGUAGGAGGAACAGAUGGAUCUUAUAGACCUAUGACAAAUAUAUAUAUAUAAAUAUAUAUAUAAAUAUAUAUUAAAAAUUUAGUGAAUAUGGUAAGCUUUUGUUCAUUUGUUUCAGACUUUUUUGCUCCUGUAAAAAAAUAGUACUGAUUAACUUUUUUAAAAAGAAGAUUUUACUGUAAAUAAGGAUUUUUUGGUCUUAUUUCUGUCCCGCUCCCCUGUUCUUGUUAUUAUAACCUGUAGUGCCAGCUCUUCCUCUGGAGGGGUGGUGCAGGCUGAAACGCUGACCCUGACGUUGCUUCUCAUUCGUAAGUAGGUAGAGAGUUGUUUCUCCAGUCUUUUAGGAACACAGGACUUUAAAGUCUCAUCAUGUGUAGAUAUUACAGGCUGCAUUACUGAGACGUGGCAAAAUGAAUUUGUCUGAAUCGUAAUGUUGCUCUUGUUGACCCUAUUCUGGGAUUUUCAGAGGUACAAGGUUAGAAUGCUACAAUGUUACCACUGUGCCUUCCAAUGUUUAUAUCAUCAGAAACAUUACAUAAUCAAAGUGGCUGUGAUUUAACAAACCAGUUAAAGUGUUACCUAUGUGUGUAGCCUAAAUAGUGUGCAGUGAGGCGUUUCUGAAUACAUGGUCAGAUUUUUUGGGGGGUGGGGCAAAACCAUCAAUUGGGAAAAUUGCAAGCAGUGUGACCGAUCUGAUUGACUUCCUUUUUUCAUUCUUUUCUUGUUUUCAAGUGGAUUACUUAAAUGUAGACCACUUGCUGCCUCCUCCUUCAUUUGCAAAAUGCCAAUAUUCAGUCAUCAUGCAACAUUAUAACAAGCCUUAUGAGUCCUAAAGCAUUAAGUUGCACAUUCUUGAGGAGGGGGUAGGUGGGUGGUACAGUAUUUCUCUGGCCAGUAUGAAUGAAGUUUUUACUUAACAUAUUUAAUAGUAACAUAGAUCAAACUAUGGCACAGCAACUCAUCAGACAACUAGCUUUGAAGUCUGGGCACAACUGAACCAACUUCCAUAGUGGAUCUUAUAAUGAUUGACUUUGGUGUACAGUACAAUUAACAGAUAGUGCUCCUAGAUAAGUAUUUGUCAGCAUCCUUUUGUCUCUAAUUCUAGUUUCUAUUUUUACAGCCACACAAACCUGGCAUGUAUUUUAAAUAAAAUCUCCCUGUUCAAGUAGAUUUUCCACCUAUCAGCACUGAGUAAAUGCCAUAAAUCCAUCAAAACGGUCUAAAUGUUCCAUCUGUUCUCCUGUUUUGCCAGUUAUAUAGUAAUGAAAAAUACAUUUGUAAAUUUUAUGCAACAAAUGGCAAGCGUAUCAUUAUUUUGAAAUCGUGUAUGUAAAAGUUAUAUUUUUACAUGUAGACUCUUGUUAUUAUGUGUUUUAAUACAUUGUAUCAGUUUUUUGUUUAAAAACAAUCUGUGUGGUUGAAAAAAGUCUCAUUUAAAUGAAAUAGUGAGAUACAAGAAUCUGAAUUUUAUGUUUGUUUCUGAAAACGUAAAGAACAAAUAUGAUAGUUAACAUGUGAUCACCUACAUACCCAUAAACAUUUUGAUUAGCUGCGUGCGUGUUGAAACCUGUAAAUAUGUUCAGUAGUGGGAAAAUUUUAAAUGCUUUGAUUUGUUGAUAAGUUUCUCAAAUGUGGAGGUGGAUUACGCCAUUAGGUAUACACAAUAGAGCAGCAGGCACAAGGUUUAAUUCAGAAUUACAAAUGAAUAUUAUUUUUAAAAUGUGGACUUUUAACAGGCCUGGUUUAUAUGAAAAUGGGUGUGACAAAGAUUAAUCUCACUCAUUGUUAAUGAUAACUAUGCUUUUGAGUGCUGGAAUAAAUUGCCUAGGGAGGUUGUGGAAUCUCCAUCUCUGGAGAUAUUAAAGAGUAGGUUAGAUAAAUGUCUAUCAGGGAUGGUCUAGACAGUAUUUGAUCCUGCCUGAGGCAGGGGACUGGUCUCAAUGACCUCUCGAGGUCCCUUCCAGUCCUAGAAUCUAUGAAUCUAUCCUUACGGUUUCUCUUUAUCAGUAUCAUAUGCAUUGAUAUUGUCUAUGAUAUGAAGCUUGAAACAACAAUGAACAAACCAUAUUUUUUUGCAGGCAGAUUAUAACCCAGCAGAUCAUAUUCACUUUUAUCUAUACAUGUACACAUCAAGUUUAAGGAAUGAAAAUAGCCCUUUGACUAUUGGAGAAUUUUAAGAGCGUGGUUUCUGAUAACUAUUAUCAGAAAAUGCAUUAUAAAACCAAAUUGAUGUUAACUCUUAAAAAAUCUGAACAAAAAUAAAUGUUUGCCUUUAUUGACAUUUUUAAUAAAACUUGGAAUGGGGGUUUUCUUUGUAUUUUUUGUCUUUACAUUUGUCUCUCACUCAAACUGAGUAGAAGUUUCAGUUUUUAGCCACCAGUUUUGGUGAACUGUAUCACUCAGUAAGGUGGUGAUUUUAUAGCAAACUUCCCGUUUAGGAAUAAAAUAGCCGUUGAAAGGUAAACCCUCAUCCACACUAGGUUUAACUGUGCAGAUGCCUCAAUACCACUCAGAUUCUGGAUAGUCUGAGAUUAAAAAGAAAAAAAAAUGAACAAGCAAGUGUGUAGCAUUUGAAUUUUUUUUUCUUUUCAUGAUUUCCCAUCCUAAGGGAGGAAUUAGUGUCCCACGCUGGAUUUGUCACAGGUAUUUAGCUGAUGACACUAAGAUUGUAGAAGGCUGUGUAUUAUAUGGUAAUAAACCUGGCUUAGAAACCCUGACUAAAGUAGCAGCUUUUUAAUAAAUGAUCCACCUCCACAUUCAAGUAAUUUAUGACUAUGCUGAAUAGGGAAUCUGUUCAUCUAGUACUUUUUAACCAUUUGUCUUUUGUGUAGCUGCAAAGAACACUAACGUUUAUACAACUGUCAGUCCUACCAGUGAUGCAACUUGUACUGAUUCAGUCUUCCGAUUUUGGGAGGGGGGGUGGGAGAGGAUGGGGAGUCAGGGAGAGGAAAGUUUCAUCUUUGUAUCCACCAGGCAGAAUCUGAUCUGUGUCAAGAAGUGAACUUUACAGUAUAUUGCCAGGAAUGAAGAGAUUUUGGCGGAAACAAGCACAAAAAAAUAAAAAUUAGUCCACUGGUUGACUGGGGGGCGGGGGGGAAUAUGAUUAAUUCCAACACAUGGGGCACCAUGGCCUUUUGGGGCCUAUCUUUUUGUUUUGUUUAUGUUUUGUUUGUUUUUUAAAGACAUGUUCUUUCUCAUGGGACUUGAAGUUGAUUCAUAUUUGUGCAGUGCUGGUUUGACCAUACUCAUUUCAAGUAUUAUAGACUUAUGUAAUGGUGAAAAUAUAUGAACUGUGGCCUUUUUCAUUCUUGUUACUUGUGAUGCAAUUAAGUGAAGAUAAGAAAAAAAAACAGCAGAGAUUUACCAUGUAUCAGUGCCUGGCUUUUUGUUAUAAAGCUUCGUUUGUCUAGUGCUCUUUUUGCUAUAAAAUAGACUGUAGUACACCCUAGUAGGAAAAAAACCCCUAAAUUUAAAAAUAAAAAUAUAUUUGGCUUAUUUUUCACAGGAGAAAUCCUUUUAUACCAUGAAUAUUAUGGAAAAAAAUUGUCAGAUUCUGAAUAUUUCUUCUUUGUAGAUUUUUGGAAUCAUUCUGAGUAAAAGUUUGUUACUUUAUUUUACUAUUUAAAAGAUGUUAUUUUACCAUGUGUUACUGAGAUGAAACUGUAUGGUAGCUUUUUUUUUUUAGUUGUAGGUCGCAACAGGGGGAAUUUUGCGACUGUUCACAUAGCUACAGCAGUAAAAACAAAACAACAAAAAAAAUGGGAAAAAAUGAAAAAAAGGGAAAAAGAUUUUUAAAAAAAGAUAAACAGUUACACCUUGUUUUCAAUGUGUGGCUGAGUGCCUCAAUUUUUUCAUGUUUUUGGUGUAUUUCUUAUUUGUAGAAGUGUCCAAACAGGUUGUGUGCUGGAGUUCCUUCAAGAACAUAAAAAAGCAAAACAACAAAAAAAAAAAAACAAAAAAAAAUACACAGCUUGGUGUAGGCCAUUACCUGUUUCUCAUCUGUAGUUAUUCGAUGCCGUCAUGUACAUGACCGUUCUGUAGCAAUAAAUGUGCCAUUUUUAUAAACUGUUUCUGACACUUUUGUUUCAUUUCAUUUUGCAUUAUCCAUACCCAUGGGUGCUGCAGGAAGUGGUAUUAGUGAUCACUAGAUGGCAUUAUUCCCUCUGAGUAAACCAAUGGCGUUAUGCUGCCACUGUGGUGUUGGAGGUAUUAUGUUUCAGAUGAGACAUAAAACGGGUCUGGACCACCUGAUUAUUAAAGCUCCCAUAGAAUUUUGUUUUGGUAAAAGUAAAAGGUGUUCACUUUCACUCAGGUGUCUUUGCCAAAUUCCAUCUUGGAUCAUUUCAAUUUGCUUACUUAGAAUCCCCGGUUAUUUUAAUAGAAAACAGUGUUCCUUAUUUGUGACCUAAAUUGUUGUGUUGUGAUGCUACACUGUAAACUAAUUUCAGUAUUUCCACCCAUAUAUGGCUGCACUUCUGUGUAAUUUUAAAUCUGUUGGUAAUAUUUGUAAAGCACUUCCAGGUCCUCUUGGAUGAAAGUGCUAUAUAAAUGUAAGAUCAUUUUCACUCUCAUUAUCAUAUAGCUCUGAUUCUAUUCUGUAAGUAAAACAUUUGUAUUUCAUCUGAAAACUAUUUCAGCCAUUGAAAGAAUAUUAAGCAUGUUACACCAAGGAAGAAGUGUCAUAAAAAUUGUACUGGGACACAUGGAAACCAAAACCAAAGCAAAAUUCCUAAAGCAGUAUCCCACUGGAAAAAUACAUUGAAUCUGUAAAAUUUGAAGCUAUGCAUUUGAAGAAAUAUAAACUGUACUAGUGCUUUGAUAUGCUGCAGAUUGCCAUGUCCAGUCAGUUUUCACCUUACAAGAUCAGUAUUUCAGCUGUUUGGCAGAACUUUCUCUGCUACAUUUUUGCAUUUAGAGCUGAGUUAAGACCUGAGAUGAAUGAUCAUUAGAAGUUGAAUAUUGUAAACCACAAUCACUAUUUCAUUGUAUUAACAUUUUUACAAAAAUAACUUCUGGUUGGCCCUGUUGCAUCUUAUCAAUCCAGAUGUGUACCACAGUUUUCCAGUUUGUACAUACUACUUGCAUCACCUAUUAUAAAAGGAAAAGUUGUACAGAUUAAAAUGA
Messenger RNA from Gopherus flavomarginatus (Mexican gopher tortoise), 8380 nucleotides. RefSeq names its product transcription factor 4 (gene TCF4). The coding region runs from base 676 to 2691 and encodes 671 amino acids. Gene Ontology annotation, cellular component: transcription regulator complex. Gene Ontology annotation, biological process: regulation of transcription by RNA polymerase II. Gene Ontology annotation, molecular function: DNA-binding transcription factor activity, RNA polymerase II-specific; RNA polymerase II cis-regulatory region sequence-specific DNA binding; protein dimerization activity. Lineage: Eukaryota; Metazoa; Chordata; Testudines; Testudinidae. The record is from RefSeq and is a predicted model, not a curated record. The transcript has 20 exons.